Messenger RNA from Phycomyces blakesleeanus NRRL 1555(-), 1137 nucleotides. RefSeq lists its product as hypothetical. NCBI's taxonomy places the organism in Eukaryota, Fungi, Mucoromycota, Mucoromycetes, Mucorales, Phycomycetaceae. Bases 1 to 1137 code for a protein of 378 amino acids. The transcript has 3 exons. The record is from RefSeq and is a predicted model, not a curated record. Gene Ontology annotation, molecular function: nucleic acid binding.
AUGGAAUACUAUCAAUACUCUGAGAAAAAUGACAAUGUUACACCUUCUCUUGUGUCAUAUUCUCAAUUGCCAGAAGGUGUCAAACAGCAUGUAUUUGUCACACAUGACAAAAGUACAUUCUAUGCUAAUGACUAUCAAAAGUACGCCUGGGUGGAAGAUGGUGAAAGUUAUUGUUUGCCAAAGUCUGAGAGUAGAUCAAUAAUGAUCUUCGGGUUCCAAUGCCCUUGUCAUGGAACAAUGAGAGAAUAUGUAAGAGACCAGUACAAAACUUUGCAAGUGGUAUUUUAUCCUGGAGCUCAAUAUGAAGGCUAUUGGAAAAGUAGUCAUAUGUGCGUCCAGCUUACAGAUAUAAUACCUCUUUUCAAUGCCAUACACCCAAAUGCAGUAGCUGUCUUUCUUUUUGAUCAAGGCAGCCAUCAUAAAACCUAUCCUGAAGACGCUCUUUUGGCACAAAAUAUGAACUUGUGUGCAAUUGAAGUAAAAGACAGUGACUCAGGCCAGGGAAAAUUUCGUGACAGCUCAUUUUAUGUCAGAAAGCAAUACGACUAUGCAGAACAUAAUGAAGAAAAACUUAAAGAAUAUGAAGUAAUUGAGUCUUGGCUUUAUAAAAAUAAAAAAUACAAAAAAUAUUUCAUUGGCCUUUGCGGCAUAUUACAGCAACGUUCUAUGUAUAUAAACGAAGCAGAGAGAUACUCUUUAAAAAGUUCUUGCAAUAAUGUCAUGACAGCUGAUUCUAGAUGUUGUGCAAUUUAUAUUAUGGAGAGACAACCAGACUUUGCCAACCAAAAAUCAGCACUCAAAGAAAUAGUUGAAGGCAGUGGACACAAAUUUGAACUGUAUCCAAAAUAUCACUGUGAAUGUAAUUGGAUCAAAAGAUACUGGGGAGCAGCCAAGAAAGAAGCACAACGUGAAUGUGAUUAUUCUUUUCAAUCAUUGAAUAGAAAAAUCAAUUCAUUUCUGGAUAGUGUUUGCCUACCAGAAGAUGAUGUCCCUGAAAAGAUUCGAAGAUACUUCCACAAAAGUUUUGCCUACAUUAAUGCCUACAGUCUUGGUCAUGAUACUGAACAUGCAUUUGAAAUCGUGAAACAAUUCUCAAAGCUUCACAAAUCUCAUUAUAAGCUGAGAUUAAAUCAAUAA